CGUCGCCAACGACAUUCUUCUCGAUUCGUCAUCCAUCCUCUGCCUCGUUUCCCGAUCGAUCAUGGCAGCAAUCAAGCUCUAUGGAGUCCCUCUCUCGACGGCGACCAUGCGCGCACUCGCUGCUCUCUACGAGAAAGGCCUCGAGUUUGAGUUGGUCCCCGUCGAUACGAGCUCCGGCGCUCACAAGCAAGAGCCCCACAUCUCCCGCAACCCUUUUGGUCAAGUUCCGGCUUUUGACGACGGUGAUGUGAAGCUUUUCGAAUCAAGGGCUAUCACACAGUACAUAGCCGAGGAAUACAACGACAAAGGCAACCGGCUGUUCUGUCCUGGCAACAAGGUUGUGAAGGCUGCCACAAGGCCGUGGGUGUUUGAACCGGUGGCCAUGAAGCUGACCUUCGAACGAUUCUACAAGCCCAUGUUCGGGAUGAGCACGGACCCUGCAGCUGCGGAAGAGCUUGAAGGGAAGCUGGGGAAAGUCCUAGACGUUUACGAGAAGCGGCUAGGUGAGUCCGAGUACUUGGCCUGUAAUUGCUUCACACUGGCUGACCUCCACCACCUACCUGCGGUUCAUUGCCUGAUGGCCACGGAUUCCAAGAAGGUCUUCCAGGCUCGCCCCAAGGUCAGUGAAUGGGUCGCCAAGAUCACCGCCAGGGAGGCCUGGGCCAAGGUUCUCGCCCUGCAGAAGCCGCACUGAGAGAGAGAGAGAGAGAGAGAGAGAGAGAGAGAGA
Messenger RNA from Tarenaya hassleriana, 728 nucleotides. Its product is annotated as glutathione S-transferase F8, chloroplastic-like. The coding region runs from base 62 to 694 and encodes 210 amino acids. Gene Ontology annotation, cellular component: cytoplasm. Lineage: Eukaryota; Viridiplantae; Streptophyta; Magnoliopsida; Brassicales; Cleomaceae. The record is from RefSeq and is a predicted model, not a curated record. Gene Ontology annotation, molecular function: glutathione transferase activity; glutathione binding. The transcript has 3 exons.